GCUUCAACCAUUUUCGACACAUAAUCACACACAACGCGGAGUGAGCAGCAACCACAUAGACAUAUACAUAACGGAAGCACCUGGGUGAUCAUUCGAUAUACAAUGUUUUUCCACAAGGAGCUCAACCACACAAUCACCCUGCACCCGUCGUUCCUCGGCCCGCAGCUGAAGACGUUUGUCACAGACAAGCUGUACCGUGAUGUCGAAGGCACAUGCACUGGGCGGUACGGCUACAUUGUAGCGGUGAUUGCCAUCCUGGAUAUCAACAUGGGCAAGAUCCUGCCUGGCACCGGCUCGGCUGAAUUCGACGUUCAGUACUCUGCGAUCGUGUUUAAACCGUUCAAGAAUGAGGUUGUCGAUGCAGUGGUCAGUACAGUCAACAAGAUGGGAUUUUUCGCUGACGUUGGGCCCUUGCAGGUGUUUGUUUCGCAGCAUCUGAUUCCAGCCGAUAUGGAGUUUGACCCGAACGGCAAUCCGCCAUCAUAUCACUCAGAGGAGCAAAAGGUUGAGAAGGGCACGUUGGUGCGGAUCAAGAUUGUCGGCACACGUAUUGAUGCCACAGAGAUCUUUGCUAUUGGCACUAUUAAGGAGGACUACCUUGGUGUCAUCGAGUAGCCAAAAAUGGAAAUAUCCUACCAAUAUACGAGUACCUUCUAACGCCUCUAUGAUGUGCUUUAGUUGCGUCGACGAAUAUUAAUGAAUAAUGCAGAUAUUGAUCUACUACGAUAUGCCAAGCAUCAUUUAAAUAUGGUGUCAACGGGUAUCCCCAUGGAAUUUACCCUCGUCCGAACCACGGUGGCUGAGUAUAGGCAGUUGGAUUCCCAGAACAGCUUGGGGCGCCAUCAG
This is a messenger RNA of Linderina pennispora, 846 nucleotides long. RefSeq names its product DNA-directed RNA polymerase II subunit. Gene Ontology annotation, biological process: positive regulation of translational initiation; positive regulation of nuclear-transcribed mRNA poly(A) tail shortening; DNA-templated transcription. The coding region runs from base 103 to 615 and encodes 170 amino acids. NCBI's taxonomy places the organism in Eukaryota, Fungi, Kickxellomycota, Kickxellomycetes, Kickxellales, Kickxellaceae. The record is from RefSeq and is a predicted model, not a curated record. Gene Ontology annotation, cellular component: P-body; RNA polymerase II, core complex. The transcript has a single exon. Gene Ontology annotation, molecular function: single-stranded DNA binding; translation initiation factor binding; single-stranded RNA binding.